AUGGGCACGCGAUUACGUGAGUGUAAAAAGAAAAAUAAAGGGCUCGGCGGCAAAGGCAAACUAACCGGUAAAAUGAUCGAUAAGUUAACGGUUUACUAUGGUCUAGCUAUACGUAGAAAUUAUGACUCAGCAGAGAAUAUGAAAACAGCUAUUUGGGCUACACAUAAUCACUACAGUUCAACAAACGAAAAUCCGAAACAUGACCUCUGUCCGGCGGGAGCGGAAUCGUGGUGCGAAUGGCAGCGCGCGUACGCAGAGUUACCAAGCAAUCAGAAACAAAAAAUAAAAAGUUUUAUACACACCUACGACGCUUUGCCGACUGAUGUUUUAACGGUUAUCGAGCCAAUUUACAAGGACUUGAGCGGCUUAAUACCAAUCGAAAUAGCUGCAUAUGUGUCAGCUUGUGCUUUUAAUCAAGGCUCAAAAGCUUUGUUACAAAUAAUGCAAGCGAUGGGAGUUUCUACUGGCCCAAAUGCCCAUGCAUUCGUGGCAGACGAAGACGAGGGACGCGUCGCUAUUGCCGAGCGCCGCGCGCAAGAAAAUACACAAGAGACCAGAAAGCAUCGUAGACAGAAGAAAAUUGAUGCUUUGGAGGUGGCUUCGGCAGCAGAAGGCUUACUUUAUGGGCUUGAAAUCGAUGAUUCUGUUGACAAUUCAGUAGCUUGCACAAACAGUCAAGAUAAAUGGCAAAUAAUUUUAUCUUCGAAAAAUUGUACGAUUAAGAAACAUUUCGAAGGUUGGCAGGUCUGUCAAAAAAAUUCCAACAAUGAAGAAAACGAUUUGCGGUUGAUUUUAACAGUUCCUAAGUCAAAAGCUAAUAAGCAAUGUGUAGCUGAGACGAUCAAAACCGCAGAUGCCGAGAUUUGUUGCAAUCGCGAGGAUCUUGAAGAAUUGUUAGGAGCAGAGCAUAAAGAGAAUGAUCGAGAAAACGGAAAUAUAAUAUUGACGGAUUAUUUAAAAUUGAUAACAAACGACGAGGCUAGAAUAAAUCUUCUGUUAAAAAUUUUGACAAUAGCUGUGAACGAGCAUAAAUGUUACGUGAUUUGCGGCUCGUUUCCGUCAUUGAGGAAACCGCUGAUGGACAGAGGUUGGGUUGAGAAACGAGCUAUUAGGAAAAUGAUAUCAAUCUCCCUCAAUACGUACGAAGACGGUUUACAGCAAAUAGAAAAAUUGCUCCGAAUUCCUGCGGAUUUUAUAUGGUAUACAAAUAAGAAACCUGUUAUAAGAACGGAUGACAAGACUAUUAUAAAUAAAUUUGCUGGCAGCUAUUUUACGUCGAAGGUUGAUAUGUGUAACAAUUUGGAGAAAGCCUAUUGGUUUUAUGAACCCGGGGUGUCAAAUGUACAAUUUCCUCGAUGUUACAAUUUUUAUCAAGCAGCGCAAAUGGAAGAGUUUAUACAAGAUUAUUACAUCACUGCGUGUUUCGGGAUUUUAAAAUGGUUCUCGUUACUUGCCAGUUUGGUAGGACCGAAGAAUUCCUGGUCCCCGAAUGGAAAAAUUCCCGUAAAUGCGAUUUCGUUCGCCUUGGAACGCUGUGUAGAAUACAUAGGCAUUCAAGUACAUGAGGACAUAGAUCGUGAAACUUAUGAGGAUAUACCUCCCUCUGCUUGGCAACAAUUCUUGGAUUGGUAUCACGAAAUAAUAUAUAAGCGUGUUUUAUUGAAAGAAACCGAUAAAGUUGAUAUAAAUGAGCUUGUUACAUCUGUGCGUGAUAUAAUGAGAGAAAUGAUAAAAUACCGACCGCAAAGUAAGAUCGACGGUAUAAGAAAUAUAUGGAUUUUAAAACCUGGUAACGACAGUUUAGGACGGGGAAUUGUUUUAAAAAAUUCUUUGGUUGAUAUCCUUGCGAAGGUGAAUCAAGCAGCGAAAGAAAAUAUCGAGUAUGUCGUGCAAAAGUACAUAGAGCGACCAAUGCUUGUUUAUAAUACAAAAAUAGACAUUAGGCAAUGGUUUUUGAUAACUAAGACACAACCUCUCGUCGUGUGGACGUACAAGGAUAUUUUAAUACGGUUCGCUUCGAAAAAUUUCACUCUUAGUGAUUUUCACGAGUCCAUUCACUUGUGUAACACAACGGUACAGCUGAGGUAUCGGAAGUUACCAAGAUGCAAUUCCGACUUACCUGAAGAACGUCACUGGAAUCUUCAAGAUUUGAAGGCUUAUCUUCAAUCACGUAAUCAAGAAUUGGCUUGGGAAAAGAUUAUCAGGCCGGGAAUAAAGCAAAAUUUAAUUGGAGCACUUCUAGCGUCGCAAGAUAAUAUGGUAAAUCGCAAGAACAGUUUUCAAUUAUAUGGCGCUGAUUUUGUAUUGGCUGAUGAUUUUUCGGUGUGGCUAUUGGAAAUAAAUACAAAUCCACGAUUGCAUCCGCCAAGCAGCAAAGUCACUGCAAAACUCUAUCCGGAAGUUAUUGAAGAUGCAAUGAAAGUGGUCUUGGAUCGGCGUAAAAAUAAAAAGGCGUCCCACGGCAAAUUCGAAUGUAUUUACAAGCAACGCAAUCCAUUUUGUGACGUCAAUAUUUUGGGACAAGGCACGAGUCUCGGCAUUCGUGGCAAAGGUUUAUUCAUUACAUCAAAAUCACCGUGACAUGCAUUACGACUAUAUGAAGUAACAUCGCCGAAAUUCAUCCGUGGAGAAAUCUAUUUUGCAAAGAGAACGGUUUCAAUUUCCAUCAUAAUCCACUCGGUAAUGCAAGCAAUUUCGUAUUAGCAUAUAAACAAAGUGAUAUGUUUAUAAGUCAUAAAUCGUUAUAUAUGUAUGUAAAA
Messenger RNA from Solenopsis invicta (red fire ant), 2759 nucleotides. RefSeq names its product tubulin glycylase 3A-like. Gene Ontology annotation, cellular component: cilium. Gene Ontology annotation, molecular function: protein-glycine ligase activity, initiating. The record is from RefSeq and is a predicted model, not a curated record. Gene Ontology annotation, biological process: cilium movement; protein polyglycylation; cilium assembly. The transcript is spliced from 13 exons. NCBI's taxonomy places the organism in Eukaryota, Metazoa, Arthropoda, Insecta, Hymenoptera, Formicidae. Bases 1 to 2580 code for a protein of 859 amino acids.